Brachypodium distachyon (stiff brome) is the source of this 2772-nucleotide messenger RNA. RefSeq names its product pentatricopeptide repeat-containing protein At5g15300. The record is from RefSeq and is a predicted model, not a curated record. Lineage: Eukaryota; Viridiplantae; Streptophyta; Magnoliopsida; Poales; Poaceae. The transcript has a single exon. Gene Ontology annotation, molecular function: RNA binding; protein binding. Gene Ontology annotation, biological process: RNA modification. Bases 31 to 1629 code for a protein of 532 amino acids.
UCUGUCUCAGUCGCACUUUUGGCACCGGAGAUGCUGCGGAAGUCUGGCGCGCAGCGCCGGCAGCCGCCGCUGUGGCGGCGGUGCCGUAGCCUCCGGCAAAUAAAGCAGGUACACGCCCUCAUGGUGCUCCGGGGCUUCCUAUCGGACCCCUCCGCGCUCCGCGAGCUCCUCUUCGCCUCCGCCGUCGCCGUCCGCGGCGCCAUCGCCCACGCCUACCUCGUGUUCGACCAAAUCCCGCGCCCGGACCUCUUCAUGUACAACACCCUCAUCCGUGGCGCCGCGCACACCGCCGCGCCCCGGGACGCCGUCUCCCUGUACGCGCGCAUGGCGCGGCGCGGCAGCUGCGGCGGCGUGAGGCCCGAUAAGAUCACCUUCCCGUUCGUGCUCCGAGCGUGCACCGCGAUGGGCGCGGGCGGCACCGGGGCGCAGGUGCACGCCCACGUCGUCAAGGCUGGAUGCGAGUCCGACGCGUUCGUCAGGAACGCGCUCAUCGGCAUGCACGCGAGCUGCGGGGAGCUGGGCGUCGCGAGUGCUCUGUUUGACGGCAGGGCGCGUGAGGAUGCCGUGGCGUGGUCGGCCAUGAUCACCGGGUGUGCAAGGAGAGGGGACAUUGUUGCCGCACGGAAGCUGUUCGACGAGUGUCCUGUGAAGGACCACGUGUCUUGGAACGUGAUGAUCACGGCUUAUGCAAAGCGGGGAGAGAUGGCACCAGCAAGGGUGUUGUUCAACCGGAUACCUGAGCGUGACGUUGUGUCCUGGAACGCCAUGAUUUCUGGGCAUGUGAGAUGCGGCUCACAUGUGUAUGCAAUGGAGCUGUUCGAGCAGAUGCAACGUAUGGGACAAAAGCCAGAUGUUGUCACAAUGCUCAGCUUGCUGUCAGCUUGUGCUGAUUCCGGUGAUAUAGAUGUUGGACGAAGGUUGCAUUCCUCUCUCUCAGAGAUGUUCUUGAGAACUGGUUUUACUGUCAUCCUGGGCAACGCACUGAUCGACAUGUACGCGAAAUGUGGAAGCAUGAAGAGUGCACUUCAGGUGUUCUGGGUGAUGCGAGAUAAGGAUGUCUCAACUUGGAACUCAAUCAUAGGAGGAUUGGCACUGCAUGGGCAUGUCCUGGAGUCCAUAGAUGUGUUCAAGAAAAUGUUGAAAGAGAAAGUCAGGCCUGAUGAGAUCACCUUCGUUGCUGUCCUCAUCGCAUGCAGCCACGGCGGGAUGGUUGACAAAGGACGUGAGUACUUCAACUUGAUGCAACAUCAUUACAGGAUUGAGCCCAAUGUCAAGCACUAUGGUUGCAUGGUUGACAUGCUGGGUCGUGCAGGGCUCCUGAAAGAAGCAUUCGAGUUCAUUGACACCAUGAAGGUCGAGCCUAAUUCUGUCAUCUGGAGGACGCUUCUUGGGGCUUGCAGGGUCCAUGGUGAGAUCGAACUGGCUGAGCAUGCAAACAGACAACUACUAAAGGCGAGGAAUGAUGAAAGUGGGGAUUAUGUGCUCCUCUCGAACAUCUAUGCUUCAGCUGGGGAAUGGUCUGAGUCAGAGAAAAUGAGAAAGUUGAUGGAUGAUAGUGGUGUCAACAAACAAGCAGGUCGCACGGUUGUAGAUGGCAGCGCGAAGGAUCUAAUGCAGUCUUUCGGAUAGUCAACAUCACAUCCUGGAGUGAAAGGGUCUAUUAAUUAUGUCAACUUUGUGCUCCCAUUUCGUGGGUCAGAAACUGAACAUCCAGCACUGGUAAAAUUGAGAUAUGGAUGUAUCUGCGGGCGAAGAGCAAAAGGCUGCUUUGAAUGCUGCUUCUCAUGCUAAUUUAGCUGACUGGCUCUAUUCUAUGCUUGCCAGACAUUAUUGCUGAAGAUUGUGUUGGCCUAUAUGCAGCUGAAAAGGCUAGAUAAGACUGUCUGCUUUAGAAAAACAAAUUCAUACAUCCGCUUGCAUACCUUCUAUUUAAUCGGACUGUGUUGAUGUGGAAGCAAAAGUCACACCUUGAGCAAUGCAAAUAAUGGCGCCUGUCAUUGGUGCCUGCACUGAGUUGUGAACAAUCUUGGUUGAUGCUCCUGCAAGAAAAAUUAGAAACGGAGCACGUAGCAGUGAUAAAUCUGAGAUGUGGAUGCAUCUGCCAGCGAAGAGCAAAAGGCUACCUUGAAUGCUGCUUCUCAUGCUAAUUUGGCAAAUAGGCUCUAUUCUAUGCUUGCCAGACAUUAUUGCUGAAGGUUGUGUUGGCUUAUAUGCAGCUGAAAAGGCUAGCCAAGACUGUCAGCUUCAGAAAAACAAAUUCAUACAUCAGGUUGCAUACCUUCUAUUCAAUUGGACCGUGUUGAUGUGGUAGCGGAAGUCACACCUUGAGCAACACGAAGGAUGGAGCCUGUCAUUGGUCCCUUCACUGGGUUUUGAACAAUCAUGGUUGAUACUUCUAAAAGAAAAGGUAGUUCUUCAAUGAGCUGAAGCGGCACACAGGCUACUGAAAAUAAUGACCCACUGAAUUCACCACCACAUGUUUUAUCAGGUGGUGGUAAUCAACAUAGGGAUAUCAUCCAAGGCCGCUCAACUGCAUAUCAUUUUCCUCCCAUUAGAUUAGGAGGUAUGAGAAGUCAACUCUUUAGUUCAAAAAAUGGAGAAAAGAAGUACGUAUGUUGUUUUAAAUUUCCUCUAAACCUUUGCUCAGUCUCUUGAACUCUUCUUUUCUUUGCUUACUCCUGUGUAUAAUUCUCUGUCAGAACUCAGAACCUUUCUGGCACCCUUUGACAAUAAAAUAGUCUGUUCGUGCAAAAUAAAAAAGUUCCUGCAUCA